AUGUGGCUGGCCGGUGCCUCCCUGAUGGCUUCUCUGAUCGUCGCCACGGCCGGCUUGGUUAAGCCAGGGCUCCGGUGCCCGCAGCCAGAUCUCCCGCCUGAUGCAAUUGUUAGGCCACCGGGUACAAACGUUACCCUGCCAUGCCUAGAGGGGGAGCUAGAGAACACCACCACUGUGCACUGGAGGUUAAAUGGACAGAAUAUAAGUACGCAUCGUGGAAGGCUGCUGGUGGAAGGGUCCCGUCUUUUCCUGCUACCAGUCUAUGACAACGAUUCUGGCUUGUAUACUUGCCAUGCUGGUGGGCGUGUCCUCCGCUCUGUCCGCCUGCUGGUCGAAGAGCCUCCCCAGGUGCCAAAUUUCACCUGCUUCCGCAGGAGCGUCACCAAGGACAUCCUGUGCGAGUGGAAACCAUCCCGCCAGCUGUCUCCGCGCACCAAAGCCAGACUCUGGGUGGGAAAGGGGUUCAUGGGAGAGAACCAGAUGGAGCAGCAGUGCCGCUAUUACAGCAGAUCCCAGAAAGUUGCUUGUCGCGUCGCAGUGACUCACCACGAUGAAGACGUCUACCUACGGAUGACCAUGUGUGUCGCCAACACAGCAGGCACCGCUACGAGUGACCAAAAAUAUUGCCGGAUCGGCGAUUUGGUGAAGCCAGACCCACCAGAGAAUGUCGUGGUGACGCCCGUGGAGAAGGCCCCCCGCAAACUUCUUGUGACCUGGCGUUACCCCUCCUCUUGGGGCUCCAGGAUCUACCACCUCCAGUUCCAGCUCCGCUACCGGGCAGACAUUUCACAGACAUACUCGGAGGUUUCUCGAUUGGAGGUCACUUCCCAUGUGAUCGAUGAUGCCUUGCAAAACCUCCCCCACAGGGUUCAAGUGCGAGCCCGCGAAGAAUUUGACUACGGAACCUGGAGUGAGUGGAGCCGUGAAAGUACCGGGACACCCUGGACAGAACCCCCAGAGCCUGAGUCGGAGACGACGGCUUCGCACAUCCCAAAGGUUCCGGAUGAUUAUCCUUUUGUUACCUCGAAUGUGUCCACGACUCCUGAAUUCCCCAUUGACUCGGAGAAGCCAGCUGUGGAAGUUGCCGUGGACAUGUCUCUUCAUACGUUCCUCAUCCCAGCAGGCACUGUGAUCUUGGGUCUCGCCCUGGUGGUUGGCAUUGUCAUCCGGUACCGGAAAAAAUGGUGGAUGCCGUCUUCCGGAGAGGCAAAGCCGAAGGCCAUACCAUCGUAUUCCCUGGUUCCGCUGGGUUCGGGGCCCCCUCUGAGCUUGUCACCUCUCCUGUCCCCUCCUGCCUCGCCCGUCAGCGAGAGCUCUGUGGACAGCCCCAGGAUCCUGGGAAAUAGUCCCUAUGACAUUUCCAACGCAGACUACUUCUUGCUGCCCAGGUAG
This is a messenger RNA of Gekko japonicus, 1392 nucleotides long. It is a transcript of the gene IL6R, whose product is annotated as interleukin 6 receptor. The coding region runs from base 1 to 1392 and encodes 463 amino acids. Gene Ontology annotation, cellular component: external side of plasma membrane; membrane. Gene Ontology annotation, biological process: cytokine-mediated signaling pathway. The transcript has 10 exons. NCBI's taxonomy places the organism in Eukaryota, Metazoa, Chordata, Lepidosauria, Squamata, Gekkonidae. The record is from RefSeq and is a predicted model, not a curated record. Gene Ontology annotation, molecular function: cytokine receptor activity; protein binding.